Messenger RNA from Rhipicephalus microplus (southern cattle tick), 580 nucleotides. RefSeq lists its product as uncharacterized. The record is from RefSeq and is a predicted model, not a curated record. Lineage: Eukaryota; Metazoa; Arthropoda; Arachnida; Ixodida; Ixodidae.
GGACGCGUGCGUUUAGCGUGCGAGGCCGACGACGCGUCAUGCUGCGCGCGGGGUGCUGUCCUGCGAGAUCCGUGUCGCACUUCCGUGUACGCGAGUCAUGGCGCUGCUGCGCUCCUGUUGCUGCUGGCUGUCGGUGCGCAAAGGAAGCUUCGCCUGCGGCAUCUACACUUUCAUAUUCUACACCAUGCUGGUCGCUACAGGAGGAUCCCACGUCAGUUCCAUGUUCCACUCGCCUGUGGGCUUCUCACUGAUCCUUGUGCUCCUGAGUUUUUCCGGGCUCUGCAUUGUUGUUUCAGUGGUGCUUCUCCUGGCCUUGGGAAACCGGCUUCUGCUAAUUCCUUGGUUAACAAUUGUGCCCAUCACAACCAUGUUGGACGUCGCACUGUCGCUGUAUUUCAUCAGAGACCUCAAAGUCAACGCUUUUGUGAUCGUCAUGUACAUUGCGGACUACACAUUAUGUUCCAUCAACGUCUACUGCAUAUUGUGCGUUCUCUCCCAGUACCAAACAUACGCGAUUGAAAGGAGAACCUCAGGCCAGGGAAGCCGGCUGUCGGCUGAGUUGUCGGGAUCAAUAAAGUGA